This is a messenger RNA of Arachis duranensis, 973 nucleotides long. RefSeq lists its product as uncharacterized. The record is from RefSeq and is a predicted model, not a curated record. The coding region runs from base 135 to 755 and encodes 206 amino acids. The transcript has a single exon. NCBI's taxonomy places the organism in Eukaryota, Viridiplantae, Streptophyta, Magnoliopsida, Fabales, Fabaceae.
UACCCUUUUGUUGUAUCUAACUACACCAAACAUCUUAGAUACUUAUCCAACUUAGCAAUAAUUCAAACCCCAAUUCAAUAUUAUAUAUAUAUAUACACUAUAUAGUUGAUUCAAAUUCAAGCAAAGUCUAAACUAUGGGAGGAUGUUUUUCUUCAAGAUCAUGCUCAAAACUGAGCAGUGUCCGUUUGGUUCAUCUAAGUGGAUAUGUUGAAGAUUUUGAGGAACCAAUUUCAGUGAGCCAAGUCAUUGGUAACCCUCCAAAGCAUUUUGUAUGCACUUCAAUUCAGCUUCUUUCAUCUUCCUCAAAGCCAUUGAAGGGUGACACACAGCUCCAACCUGGCCAUGUCUACUUCAUUCUUCCAUACUCAAUUCUCCAAUCUGAGGCUUCCCCUGUUGACUUGGCUUCUCUUGCAAAGAGGCUCAAUUCAAUAGCAAAAACAAGGUGUGAAGAGAAGAAGAAUUAUAAUAAGAAGAACAAGAAGAUGAAAAGUAACACUCUCAAUGGAAAAACUAGUACUACUAAUAGUACUAGUGAAUUUUCGAGCAGCGAUGGCGAAUUUAGUAGUGUUUGGAGUAUGUCUUCGCCUUGUCGGAGCCCUGCAAGAAUUGGUGUGGCUGAGCAAGUUGCUUUGGCCAUGGCAUAUGGAGGGAGGAGUCCUUGUAGAUGGAAACCAAUCUUGGACACUAUCAGAGAGAAGUCAUUUAAUCGGCGAAGCGAAUCGGAGUUAUUGAAUGAAGCUAAAGCUGAUGAUUGAUAAGGCCUUUUGUGUUGGGUUUUGUGGUAUGAUCAAGAUGUGUUUUGUUUGUGAAAUAUUGUUUUAUUUUUUCUGAUCUUUUUGGUGUAUCAGGGGAAUGGACAGAACAGAACCAUCAUAAUAGUCAAGAAAUUUUAUGUGUCUGAUUUUCUCCCAUGAUGUAUCUAUCAGUUGAUAAAGACAUAUUCCAAAUGAAAAGCAUUGAAUUUUUAUCUCAA